Messenger RNA from Porites lobata, 26951 nucleotides. The record is from the annotation of a GenBank genome assembly. Lineage: Eukaryota; Metazoa; Cnidaria; Anthozoa; Scleractinia; Poritidae.
AUGCGGAAAGUCUUACUAUCUAUUUUUGGUCUCUUCAUCAACAUGGUCUGCGUUUCUAGCAGCAGUAUUUACUGCUCCAUUUUCUGGCAUCCUCAGAAUCCUCUGUAAGUAAUGAUUUGUAGUGUGUAACUAUUCAAGUAAAUAUGCUUCGACGAUUUAUACCGACGUGAGUAUUGCUCAAGCUCUAAUUCAUAGGUUUCCUCCCGAACAGAACUAAUUCUCAACUCUGCAUUAAAGCAUGUUUGCUUAGAUCUUCAACCAUUUUAAUUUUGCUCGAACGGAAAGUUCAUUCCGUGCUCUUGAUUCCAUAUUCCUACAAAAGUGGCUUUUAUCAAGCUAGAUAAAAGGAUAUUAGAUAUUCGAUGUUAUUUUACAAAAAUAGGAGUAACUGACAACAAUAAUCCAUGUCUAAACCAGGUCACUUUGAGGCAAGCUAAAGCUUACAAAAUUCUUUCAAAAUCUGUCAUGAAGUGAUGUCUCGCACUUUAACAGCGAAGGACGUGCACCCAAAAUUAAGAGAGAUCCUUCAGUAUUUUAUUAACAUCAAUCUUCAAUAGAUUUUUUCCAAUCAACCUGUAGGUUAAAUCAAAUUUAACCUGAAAUCAAAUCUGACCUGUAACAUAACUGCUGCUGCGACAAAAAUGCAAAUAUUUUGAGAUGUGCGUUUGUGAUCCUGUGAAGAAUCCAGUCUGAGUGCAAAAAAACAGAACUCUUGUAAAAUAAUACAGCUAUAAACAGGUUUUUCCUUAAAACCCGUGUGAAAAACCUCGGAAUUCCAUGGAUUUCCACGGAAAAUUCUCCAUGGAAUUCCAUGGAGGAUUAGGACAUUAAUUUCCAUGGAAUUCCAUGAAAAUUUCUUCAUAGAUUUCCAUGGAAAAUAUUUGCAUGGAGGAUUAGGACAUUUCCCAUGGAAUUCCAUGGAAAACAUUAGGACACCAAUUUCCAUGGAAAUUCCUGCAUCGACAUUUUCCAUGGAAUUCCAUGGAAAAGUUCCAUGCAAUUCCAUAGAAACUACUCCAUCGAUUAUUCCAUGGAUCUCCAGGGAGUUUCAUGGAAUUCACAGGAAUUACACAUUUAAAAUAUCUAGUGAAUCAAAUGGAAUACAUAACAGAUUUUGGUCCAAUGCAAUUUAUUUAAUCAAUAAAAGGACCGCAUAAAUCUCUUUUGAAAGAUAUCAAUCAAAAGUUAACAUGCUUUUGGUGGAAAAUUUGACAUACUGUAGCUAAAACAAAUUAAUGUUUACUUGUGACUAAUUAUACAUUGCAGUUUAGAAUGCAGCAAUCAUAUUGAAGUAGCUUAAAUGAAAAAUUUAGAUUUAAUAUAAAGCAAGGAAUCUUGGCCUGUUGUUUAAGAAAAGUAACAGGCGAACAGAUGCAUAAUUGAAAGAAAAAUAAGCUAAUACUUGAAUGCAUAGACCGUCAGUAUGUAAGACCUAAACAUGGCGACGAAAAAGGGAAGUGCUACUUGUUUCCUCGAUCAGAACCAUGGUAUUUAGUUAUAGCAAAGUCCUACCUAAUCCUUGGGAAAAACGGGCGUCAGCCACAAUUAUAAUUUAUCAGUCUGUUGUACAGUUUUUUCGUAGCUGGCAUGAAAAUUCUAAAUAUGAUAUUUUUUCUUAUACAUCGAAGCAGUCCAUCGAAGUACAGUCUUCGAUUUCUAAUUCUACCAGUUAUUAUUAACUAUUCCGAAGGAUUCCAAUGGCAAUUUGCAGGAAAGACCACAUUCAUAUCUGUAUAAACAAAAAAGAUGAAAACUACAUAUUAAAACCGAUAAACAGCACCCGAAAAGUCACCCUUCUAAAUCUAGCAGAGACAAUAGAGCGGACGAAUUCAGUUGAGCAACGAAACACGAGUUGUGUACAUUAACAUAUUAAGCUAACCUUCCUCCUUUAAUGUGCGAUCCAGCUGAGUCAUUGUUCAAUCGAAGUUGAUUUGAAACAAGCCAAAUGUAAGCAACCUAACAAGUGAUAUUUUGCGCUGAAAAUAACAUCUUUUUCGGAUGCAUUCAUUGCAGACAAUCCGUUUACACAACACUGUCGUACUGCACAGAAGUCCGCCUAAAGAUUCGAACCAAGAACACUGAUCUUCUACGCAUUUCUAUUGGUUCAAAAGCCCCACGUGAUCGCGUAAGUCACUAAGCGGGGAGGCCUGGACGCCAGUUCAAGCACCAAACAUGGCGUCAAAUCACGGCACAACCGUGGAGAUGUCUGUCUUUAAACGCUUUAAAUUGUGGUCCCUUUCAGAGUUAAUUGUACUAUUCCGACACUGUCGAAUAGUAAAGCAGUGAGAGGAAAAUAUUGCAUUGUUCUCCCAGGUGAGGUAACCUUUGAAAAAAGGCAGCAGGCUUAUUCAUAGUCUGAUACACAGCCGUUCUUAAUAGUGUCGUCACGCAACGCUCCUCCCCACUAAAACGGCUGUGUAGCAGACCAGCCUAUCCACGGAUGCGGCAAAAAAACUCUAAUAUUGCUUGUGUAGGUUCGCCCAAAUACUCCAUUCAAAGCAAUUUCAUCAAUCAGGUUGGACUCGAGUAAUAGGGAAAAUCUUAGCUCUCAACCGAAAACACUUCGAUACCGGGAAGAGUUAUGUGCCCAGUGGGAUCAUUUAAGUACGGGACCCGUACAUCGUCUUAUAUUUGCUAUUCAUACGGGAUUCCGACUAAACUGAUUAGGGCUAUUAAAGCACUGACUCGAAACGGUUAGCUUCCAAUUAGGGUUACGGUUUUUUUAUAUGAGUAAAAUCAAACUCCACCUAGCAGAGAGUUACUUCUCUAUGGUAGAGUGGUUAGGUUACGAACUGUGGAUUCUACGCCCCUGGAUCGGUUCUCAAUCUUGCCACAUCGAAUUUUUCUUCUUUUCCAAAUUUGCCACUGAAAUUUUUUCCUUAAAAAUGGAACAGUGGUUGAAGAGACUUACACUUUCAUGGAAAUUUGUUGAUCAGAAAUUUCAAGAGACUUGAAAAUUUCAUAUAAAUUUCAAGUAGAGACUUGAAAUCCUUGAGAGACUUGAAAUAAUUGAAAUUUCAAUUAGAGACUUGGAUCCCGUAUGUCAUAGCAAAUACAUGUCGGUGUACGGGUCCUGUACGAAUAGCAGCACUGUGUCAAUGUAAUGAAGCAACUGCAUGUUGCUAAUAACAGUGAUCUUCUCAUAUUUCAAAUGCAACACUGCGUUUAAAAGGAUCAUUUUUUUAUUAAGCACUCAAAACAUUCCUCUUUAUAGUUAGCAAUAAAAUGUCUUACACUGGGACUUUCAGCGUUGCCUGCAUGUCGGUGAACAAUACUUUUGCAAUGUCUGUGUAAUUUAAACUAAAUGCACUAUUUUACUUUUAGAAAACUUCCAAAUGUUUCCUAUUUUUCUAUCCAAUAAAAAGUGCAGACUUGAACAUGUGGUUCUUUUACAGGGUUUGCAAAUUUUAUUGAUGAGUGAAGUCACUGUGACUUCUGCUUCACAAAUUUUGGAGUCAUUUAGGAAUAUUUGGAGUCGAGUAUCACAACGAAAAAAGCCAUUUUCAGACUUUCGAGCACGUAGUCCUCUCGUGUAUACACUAUCGUGAUGGAUACACGAAGUAGCUGUGGCGGUCCGCUGACCUGGAAAGCUCAAAUCCAUGAUGGCGGUCAUCCAAUAAACUUUGAUCGUAAUUAACCCUCUUCCUAUUUGGUCGUGCAGUAUAAUUCUUUAAUUUCGAUGAUUUAAUUAAGGUUUACAACGUUUACAAUUAACCGAAAAUUUCUGCAGUCGAAGUGGCUCCCUGUUUGUUACCGAAAAUUUCUGGCGUCAAAGUGACUCCCUCCGUAACCUCUGUGGAGUCAUCUGAACAAUUUUGGCGUAAAAUACGCCAAAUUUGGAGUAUUUGCGAACCCUGGGUUAACAAGUUGAUGAGUUGCUUGAUAACCGAAUUUCUAUGGAUUUUCUCAUACAAACUGCAUGGUAUUAUAUCGAACUCCAUGGACACGCUAUCGCAUUCCAUGAAACUGCAUUGGUACUUCAGGGAACCCCAUGGCAUUCCAUGGAACUCUACAAUGUUCCCUGGAAUUCCAUGGACCUCCAAAGAAACUCCAUGGAAUUUCAUGGCAGUCCAUGGAACUCCAUCACUACUUCAUGGAACUCCGAGGAACUCCAUGGCAUUCCAUGGGACUACAUGGAUACUCCAUGGAACUCCAUUUCAUUCCAUGGAACUCCAUGGAACUCCAUGGAACUCCAUGGCAUUCCAUGGAACUCCAUGGGUACUCCAUGGAUGAUUUCCAUGGAUUUCCAUGGAUUUCCAUAGAUUUCCAUGGAUUUCCAUAGAGGUAUUUCACAGGGGAAGCCUACAUUAUUUAACAGGAGCUGAAACAGAGCUACAGCUUGCCCUGAGUAGUCUACUAUGUUGAAACUUAACCGUUUUGGUGGAUAGGUAAGGAUGGUUUAGGGAUAGUCUAUGACGUCAUCCAUUGUUAUAACCUAGAGAAAAAGUGCGUUCCUCCACACUAAUUAAGUGCCUUCCUCCAUAUACUGUAGAAUGAAGUGGAUAGGUUUACUAAUGAGCGUCUCUCUACUACAAUAGGCACAAGAGGGUUGUCUUGGCUUGCCCGUUAAGUAACUUGAGCCCAGAUAAGAGAAGCGAUCUCCUAGCAACGCGAGAAGCGGCUUCCUAUAUCUUAUUUAGCGCUAAAUUCUAAGAUAUAUAAACAAAACACAUGCAGAAAGUGAAGUUGAAAAGUCUUUGUUUCAAUUUAGUUUACGUCGUCUUAUUUAGCGCUAAAACUCGGAUAUAAUAUAUAGAUUUAGCCAGGGCUAAAAGCGAGGCUCCCAUUAAUAAAUUUAUAAUUUAAAUCAAACAAUAAACUUGUAUUCCACAAUUCAGUUAACUUUAGAGCACAUUCGUGUGACUUUUCAGGGAAAGGCUAAGUGAUUUUACAAAAAAUAAUUUGCAAACAGCCCAAGAGUGAACCAAAUCUCACAUCGACUUGAUAGCCUCAUAAGUACACCCAAAAACUGGCUAUCAUCUUCGAUCACAUUUAUUAAGAGCCAUAAUGGCUCUUGAUCACCGUAGAUUAAUUAGGCCUGGAAAAAAUUCCGGCCGAAUUUUUUGCGUUCGACAAGUUUAUUUUACAAAAUCUUGCCAAAAAAUCUGGGUGCGUGUAAACCAACCUUUUAUAUCAUUUAUACAUCACAUCUGAGGUGAAACAGUACUAUGAGGCACUGUUUUUAUCAUACAGACCUCGGACAACAGAAUGCAGUAUUUCACAAAAUUACGAUACAAAUUGCUAUUCAGGACGAUCGAAGCACGCGUGGGCUUUAGCCGCAAACCGUUGAAAAAAUUUUCAAAACCAUCUAUACGGCCGGCCAGUUCUGACUUUUACAGUGCUAGCAGUGGCGAGUGUUUGAAUGAACAUUAACAGAGUUACGUUCCAACAUAGUAAAGAAUUUAUAUGUUUUUUUUUAUUUUAAAACGAUUUAACGCGCGGCAUUUUGAGUACUCCGGGAAGCGUUGUUUACUGAACGACUGAAAACAAUCGGCACAGCGAUUAAAAUUACAAGAGAGAGUACUAACAAUCAAUAAAAGAAGUAUAAUUGGGUGAAUCAUAUACAGAGACGACAAUUUUCAUUCAGGGAAGACAAGUAUUAAAGUGUCUCUAAAAAUCCUGAGUCUUCGAGCUUAAAGCUGAAGUUUACGUUUUAAGCCGGCUUCCCAGUGUUUGCUUCUUGUCAAAGAUGAACUUGAGGCAACAAAAUCGCUCAAACCUUUCUUUUACAGCCAGAAUUAUAACUAAAUACUCUUUGAAACGUUUUCUCUGUAUUUGCGGUGAGAAAAUGUCUAAAGGCUUUGAAAGCUUAUAACAAACCUGAUACUCGGUCAGAUCAUUGUCUCAAAUCUUACAAACGUGCGUAAACAAAAUAGCCGCAUAAACUACGCUCGACUUCAUAAAAUUAGGAAUAAAAAACAAACAUCAAAUACAAUAAUUACUUAGGCUUACCACUCGAGAUGCAGCUCCUGAAAGGUAUCAAGUAAGGCCAGUAUCGCUUCAGACUUUGCAACCCUCUUACGCAUUAAGCAAGGUGAAAACGAAAACGAUGCCAUCCGAAAUCGGAUUUCCGACUUUGACUCAACCAAAAACCAAAUAAACAAACUAGCCAUGCAUGAAUAACAGAAGACUCCUGAUAGCAGCUGAAUUUCAUUUUGUACAUCCAGUGGAAAAAGAAAGUUAAAAACAUCACAAGUUGACACAAAACUCUGUCAGCUUCAGCUGUCAAAGUAAACAAGAUUCAAGAUGCUGCAUAAAUUUUCCGCAUGAACUCACCUGUCAAAUUUUGACCAAUCAGAGCACAAAAAUUGGACGUAGAGCGUGACCAACGCGUGAACAUGGCGAGAAAAGUCAAAAGCAACUGUCUUCCCUGCCUUAGCAGCUGGCUGAAUUUUCGCGUCCGAGGUCAGUUUGAAAUCAAAAUUUUAAUUGUGCGGCACAAAUUUUUUGAAUUUUUAAAAAAAUUAAACUUGAGCCCUCGAUCAUUUGAAAAACAGUACCUUGUCAGCGGAUAACUUCAAAAAAACACUUGACCUCGAUGGGUCGACACCUGAGCCCGCGAUACAGUCAAGUGAUACUGGUCAGCGGAUACCUUGUUUUGACAGCUGUCAAUGGAUCACAACAUUGACGUGUAUCAGUUUUCCUGUGCUCCGAUCCCAAACUAGCUAGAAAGUAUGAGACUGAACAUUGAUCGCGAUCUAGUAAAAUAAUUAACUGGUCAGAGGACAGCUUCCAAAUAAAUCACGUCACCUCAAUGAGUUGACACAUGAGCCCGCGAUAUAGUCAUGGGAUACUGGUCAGUGGCUAUCCUGUUUUGACAGCUGUCAAUUGAUCAUAUUGUGAAUGUCCAAUGUAAAAGAUAAGGACUUGGCAAGACACGCCUGAGACACCCCCCCUUUCCUUUUGAUAGUCUCCCCUACCCCACCCGUACAAUCCGUAGACGCGUACGUACGUACGCUCGGUCAAUCACUUGACAACCAAAGGAAAAGAGGUUGACCAUAAUCUAUGGGUAUAGGGCUCCGUCUCACGCGCGCUUGGCGCGCGUGGGAGCCCCGCUAUAAACAAAACACACGCACAUAUACACAAAGUGGAGCUGAAAACUCUCUAUUUCAAUUUUGUCUGACUAUUACAGAACCGUUAUCUCCUCUCUAUCUCGAGGAAAUGAAAAACUAUUUAAGUCUCAGCGUUUCACGCGCUGUUAGUCAGGUAAUUAUGCGAGUCCACAAGCCCACCGUUGCAUACAAAUUAGCUCUGCAGUAAAACACCCAAGGGAGCAUCUUGACGAAUUAUUAUAAAAACACACCCCCAAAAAACAAUUAAUAACUUAACAAGGAUUAAUUGAAACACGCGACUAAUAAUUGCUAGCAAUAAAACCAGACACGUUUCUUAAGACAAGAAAACAACUUUAUCACCCAUUAUUAAAUUAAUUUUAAAAAGAUUUAAUUAAUAUAUUCUAAGAUUCUAUUAAAAUAGUCAAGAAGGCAAGCCAUCCUUUUUUUUUUACACUGCGUACAAUGUUUUCCUUGUUUAUAUUCCUCUCCCUUUUGGUUUUUAUUUCCCUCCUCCUCCUCCUGACUCCACAAUUUUAUUAUUUUCCCCCCACCACCACCACCAACACCACAUACUGCGAUACUGCGAUACCGUACCGUAUUGCAGCUUAUUAGUAAUACAUCUACAUGUUAACACAAAACUGAUUUUUCACUUCAAUAUUUCCAUAGAUUUAGAAACAAGAGCCAAAGUUGUAGCACAGGAUACAUGACUCUUAAAGUCCGACUGCAAUCUAAAGUCAUCUUCAUAUGUCCAAACACAGCCACUGUGUUACAAAAAACUUUAACAGCACCUCAAUCUGCAACCAUGUAUGAAAACCUUUGGAUUACCUAUGACAGAAGUGUGUUUGACCAAUGUAAUACAUCAUUAAGCAAUACUAGCAACCUUUUAUUCCAAUGCAAUGAUCCAACAGCAUUGAAAUAUUUUCCUGUGGUAUUUGCCGAAUUUACAGCAGACCCAAAAUCGCUGAAGUUUAAAGAUGGAAAGAAGUAUUAUUUUAUUGGUAAGUGAUAGAAAGUCAAUUUUACAGGACUGAGGGACCCAAAUUAUGGGCUGAAGUUUGGAGGGGAGGGGGGGGGGGGGAGAAGAAGUGUUAUUUUAGUGGAACGGGUGAAGAGUCGCAGUACCUUAAAGUUUCCACAGUAGUGACUCCCUGAGAGUUAAACGAACCAAGUUCUGUUUCUCUAUAUCACAUAAAAAAUUAAUGCAUGAUCAGUGAUGUUGAGUUUUAUGUACUUAUCAUGUAAAAUUUGAUGCCCAGUCCAAAAUCAUUUUAGUCCCAGUCCACACACCAAUCAUUUGACUGUAGUAUUUGUGUGAAAAUUCUUCUCAGUAUUAUUAGUUACUUCUGGGCCUCUUUUUCUAUAAGAUUGCUCUCUUGACUAACUUACUAACUAGGUUUUAUUACGCUAGAUGUAUAUUACAUAAAAGGAUAUUCUUCAAAAUCAUCUCCAUGUCAAGUCAACAAUUGUUUUGCAUGUUUUCUUAUUGUUUAUCUAUUGUAGGGACAUCUGAUGGCACACAGACACACCUCAAUGACCUUAGUGGAGGUCACUGCAAUGACACAAAAACUGGAAUAUUUAUGAAAAUUGAAGUAUAUGUCUGCAAAAAAAGUAAUCUAACUCAUACAGGUAAUGUUCAAUUACUACAGUGAAAUUAAAAGAAGUGUUGAAGUACAGUGUACACAUACUGUACAGGUACAUGCCAUGGUAACUACAUGUAAAAAGCUUUGAAUAAAAAACUUCAAGGUGAAGUUGAUGCCACAAUAACUGCCUUUAACGCUAGUUGAGCUGUUUUGUGGUCACAGUCUGGCUUUAGACUGCCAAAACGUCCCAUAAUGCCAUUUAAAGUUUGUGCACUUUGCAGCCUUCUGUUACAGAUUUAAAAUAUCAGCCUCUGAAGUUUGGGUAUGUGUAGACAGCAAAAUUUUGGAAGAGUUUUUGUGUUUAAAAGUCACACAGUAGUCUCGACUUUUACCUUUUGCUUUCUCUCCUUCCCUUUUCUUUCCGCUUCUUUGCCCGUUUUCUUGUUAUUUGCUGGGCAUUAACUAGGCUUUCUCAUUCUGGUGGAACACUUCUGUUGAAAAGCUUUUAGGAUUAUAGGAUUUGGUGGAAGGAAGUGCGGGUGGGUAAUGGAACAAGAUUUUUCUUAGGAUUUUUGGGUCAAAUUUUCAUGGUGUUUGAACUUUUCUCCGGUCUUCUUGAUUGAAAUGUGCUCAUUCUGGCAUGGUGGGAAGGAUCUUUUCCUCCUGCACAAAUAAGGAGACCAGGUUCUCCUCGACCGUUAAGACUGAUGGUGUGACAGGUGGUACAACCCUCGUUGGUCUGCACGGACGGUUAUACAUGCUUUGAGGGGCGAAUGGGUUCAGAAGGUUUUCCGGAGGGUCAUGAGUUUUUUUCCGAUGUUAGUAAUCUGUCUUAUUGAGAGUCAAGUAAAGGGACGAAAAAAAGGCAGGGACCAAGUCUAGGUGUCUGUUUUAUUGAGGUGUCCAUCUUAAGUGUCCGUUAAGAGAAAGUCGACUGUAAAUAAAUUCUUUAAAACAAUUUUGCCAGACGAAGACUGUCCAGAAGAAGAUGUGGGUGUCCUGAAAUGUCGUGAUAAUCCAACUCCAACAACAGCCCUUCCUACAACAGUUCUGCCAACAACAACAACUUCAUCAUCAUCAUCAUUCAUGUCAUCAGUAAUGCCACCAACCAGAAUCACUACUCAGGCACCUUUUACACAAGCUGCACACACAUCUACAGCCAGUACAGUGGAAGUUAGCAGCGUAAGUGAACAAAACUCAGUCACAGAAUCGACAAACACAACAUCCACAGAGCUAGCCAGCAAUUGUCAGCCACAGUCUGCUCUGCAAAGGGGUGAUGACCGCUUGAAGACAGGUAUGAAAAUCAACAAGUGUUGUUACAGUAGUUUGUUGCUUCUUAUUUUCACAGACUUUUUUACUUUUGUAUAAAUAACGAUCCCAGUCGCCGUGUGUGUUUUUGAGCAUUAUUUCUGUACAGUUCUACAAAUUGGUGUCUAACAGUUUCUUGGUUGUUUAAAAGAACGGUUUCCUUUUGAAGCCCUCGUACAAGUUGCUUUUUUCAAUGUUUAAAAGCCUGGUGCAUCAACAACCAAAAUUUUCUUUGUACAUACAUGUAACACUUCCAUGUGAACUGCAUAAGUCUUCAUAAUUAUCACAACUACUGCACAGGUUGUCGAAACGUAAGUCCCUGCCAACAUCAACAGUCCUACUCAGGACAACUGUACGUCCACCCGGACGAUCAUACUCAGCCUUUUUAAGAAAUGACUCCUGGGUUCAAACCUUUCACAGUAUUAUAUCUUGCAGAUAUUUUCCAAAAAGCAGUCAACAUGCCUCAGAUGGCUUCUUGUUAUCUUAACGUAGUAAUUUUCCUACUUUAUUUUUCGUCGUCGCCAGCCUUCUAAAAAUGUCCAACUAUUUUCUCAAGCUUAGCACAAAAAAAACAGCUGUGCUGGUGGCUUUGUAUGGCGUCGUUCCUCCAAUAAUUUUUUUACUUAACGGACGAUCAUGGCGUUGGACUCGUAUUCAGACGGUCCCGGCUCCGAGUCCCGCUCUGGCCACCAUCUGAAUUUGUUCUCGGUUUUCCCGAGUUCAAAUUUUCGGCAGAUCUUCGGCCACGCUUAAUUUGUAAAUAGCCAACUGGUUUCACAAACAGCCAUUAUGUUGAAUGAAUAAUAUCAGGGAUGAUGACACCCACAGGUUUUACAGAUCUUAACUAUUCAAAAUUGUUUUCCACCAACAGAGUUAAAAUAUUGGAGGACUUGCGGAAUUGUCGCCCUGGUUUUGCUUUUUAUAUGUUUCCUGGUGAUUAUAGCUCUAAUCAUCCGUCCCGUCUCGUGCAGGUAGGUUCUUAUUCACGUUCAUCUUGUUUCAAAACUACAUUCUCAAACUCAUUAAUAAUUCAUAAAGAAAAUACUAAAGAAAUAAAUGUUUAAUAAGCGUUUGGAAAUCAGAUGAAAAACUGGUCAUUUUUGCAUCCUUAAUUUCUCCUUCUAAAAUCAUUUUGUUUGAGAAUAUCAUAAUAUCAAGCAUAAUAUCAUAAUAUCAAGCAUUCGACAAAGUAAAUCAUCACCUAAUGAACCACUUCGAAGUUCGUCUUAAAUACUCCGCUGCGCGUCGUAUUUUCAACUCCCUUCUCGGUGUUUCAUCUAGUGAUGAAACACUACGUCUCAUGAUAGUAUUACUUAACUGGCUUGCAGUUUGUAUGUAAGCGGCGUGAUAGCGAGUGCCCCUAAGCUAAGCUGCAGACACCCCCUUUUAGUCGGUCAAAAGUAAAGCAAAGUAACACUUUAUUUUAACAGGCUGGCCAAAUCACCUCAAAGUGAUGGUCUCCAUGGGUGCCCUGCGUCCUGAAAACUACUUUUCGUUAAGAAUUUGAGAUUACAUUGUAAAACCCGAAAACACAAUAAUAGAAUAAAAUAUUGUAACUGUAUAUUUAAAAGCACUAAAAUAGAUGCAAAAGUUUAUUACACGGUACAUGUACAUUUUAAAAAAUCCUUAUAAUACUAAGAUUUCAAGAAAACUUCAAUAAAAGUUACCAAACAAAUGCCUCGCUCGGCGGCGGAAAGUCUGUAUGCUCUGAGCGUUUGCUGUGUUAAAGGGAGUUCAAAAGGGAGUCGGAGUCAGAAUGGUAAGCGGAGUCGUAAGAGCGCCUAUGGUCUUGUGAAAAUAAAAAAUCGGAGUCAUAAGCCCAGUUAUAAGCGCGACGGAAUCGGAGUCGGAAGAAUCAGAACGGUUCAUUUUCUUCCAACUUCGCUAACGAUCCCGUCGUUUAUUUAGUGAAAACCAUAUUGUCGGAGUCGGAAGCAGAAGCAGAAGAAUAAACCAAUCACAAAGCACGUUUUCACGCUUUGUGAUUGGUUUAGGUCUUCUGCUUCUGCGAACCAGCCCUAAUACUGUGUUGUGUAGUGUACUUACGAAUGUUCGAAAAAUUUAGUAAAAUAAUAUGGUAAAGAAAAGCUUGGAGCAAAUGAAUUAUUGGACAGAGAAAAACAAGUUCAUCCCUGUGGUCUGCAAGAAAGAGUCGGCCGAUGACUUGGCGGGACUGAAGAGAGCGGACGACCCUGGAUGGAAAUUGGAGAGAAACGAGACGUAAAAGGCACUUUCCUUAUCCACUCGCCUUCUUCCCCUUUUCCUAAUUCGCUUGCAAGUAACAUGUUCGCCCACGCGCAACUAUAGCCUAAAAACUACUUUUCGUUAAGAAUUUCAAAUUACAUUUUAAAAGCUGAAACACAAUAAAGGCAGACGAGCGAUGUUACGAUUUCAGGUAGUACUGUUCGCAGUUUCUGCAACCUUUGGUUUUAAUAAUCUUUCCAUGCAAGUCUACGCACGUGAAAAUCCAAACAAAAAUGGCGAGUUUUUGGUAGGUUUUUAGCGAAAAAAAAAAAACAAAAAACAGUGAAAUCCGAUGAGUGUAGCAUUAACCGAAGGUAAGAUCUAGAAUUUGAUGUUUCUUGAGAGUUUUAUUUGGCGGUACCCAUUGAGAAAAUUCGGCUUUAUCAAUUUCAAAAUUUUUGUUUAGUGUUCUCAUAGUAAUAUCGAUUUUACUUAAAACUGCAUUUUCACAAAUUUCAAGCCAUAACCAAUUACUGGUGCAAAUUUUGUAGCGAUCGGACAAGGAAAAAAUCACUUUGAAGGCGAUUGAAAAAUAUCGGUAUGGUCUCUGAAAAACUGUAUAUCGAAAACACCUUAUACCCCUUCCUCUGUCAUUAAGCUUAGUAUUUGUUGCGCAAAAGUAGGCCACCCAAUUAUAGGUUAUAUACUAUUUGGAUUAGAUAUUACAUUUCUCGGAUGUGAUAAUUAGUGAGGGACAAAUAGAACAUUUUUCUUUGAGACAAACAUGAUUCUUUUGUUUUGUUUUGACAAGUAGACAUUUUAGCAUGCCCGCAUACGCCAAGACGGUUCCCGCGCAUUCUAUUCAUGAGUCGUUAAUUAAUUUUUUGUCCCCCACUUUAGCAGCCCCAAAAAAGGGUAUGAUUCUGCUAGGAAACCACUACUUGAUUGACUUCGCAGAAAAACCCAAACUACAAAGACGUUUAUGACAUCGCAGGUCGCGUCAGUGUUAUCCGAAACAGCUGUAAGACGUUUAUUCGUCUCCAGAUAAGCAAAAUUGCUUCGUGCGGGCCUUUUUGUUGUUAAAUUAUGUAAGUGAAUAUAAGAUGACGCUGAUUAGAUGUCUAAGUGUCAAAGAUGUAAAUGAAGUAAAAUAAAUUAAAUUCCUUAGAAACCAGGGCCCGGUUGCAUAAAACGUCCGUAACAACUACGGGUAUACGUACGUGCAAUCGUAACUUAAGCCAGUUGCAUGAAAACACUUAAUUGGUCCACUUAGGGAAUUCACUGAAGUGGUUGUACUUACGAUUUUCGUAAGUGUUCACUUAAGUGUCGCUUAUGCAACAGAAAUUGCGGGUGUUGCAUAAAACUUUUUUUACGGGAAAAAUAGCACGUAAAUUUACGGGACCUAUGUAGGUCCCGUAUCGUUACUGUUUUUACUAAAUUUAACGAGAUCUUUUACUGAGAAGUGAAAAAAAGUAUUUUUCUUCACGUAAUUCGUCCUAAUGCGCUUUAUUAACCUGUGAUGUACACUUUUGUGAAAAAAGGAAGAAGAAGUAUCAUUUUCAGUAGAUAUUGAACAAAAAUAACGUUUGCAUGCAAAUUUCAUUUUUUGAGAGGCUUAAAAGUGUUCGAAACGACUUAAAACUUUCUUUACAGUCACCGAUGGUUAGCUUAAAAAAAAAGAAGGCGUCAUUAAUAAACUAUAAUAUCAAGGUUACGUGUGCCUUUAAGUGAGCCCGUAAGUUACCACGUAAAACAGUAACUUACGAGAGUGCUAAGUGUGUUCUAUGCAACACCCGUAAGUGUACCCAUAACGGAUUCGUAAGUGACCUACUUAAGUGGGCACUUAAGUGUAGGUUUUAUGCAACCGGGCCCAGGGGCAUAACAUCCAUAUACGCACACAGCCACACACACACACCCACCCACAAACACAAACUGCAGUCAAAGAGUAUAAUAGCUACGUAAGGCCCAGUUCAGACGUCGUGCUUCUGCCGUGCCGAACUUAAUUGUAAUUCGGUUCGAUUGUAGCACGGCAGGAAAACAACUUUGAUUCAAACGUCGUGUCAGAGUCGAACCAAAUUCAGGAUUUACUGAUGCGUCGUAACAAUUCUCCUCCUAACUCCCCCUGGGAACGCAAUCUCGCCAAAAUACAUUAAUGUAAUUUAUGAAUUUUGCUUAGCGCGGCAGAAGCACGACGUUUGAAUCGCUGCCGCGCUAGAGCCGUGUAGCACGGCAGCGCUUGUCGAACUUAAUUGCUUGCCGAACUUAAUUCAAAAGUUUGAUUCAGACGCCGUGCUUCUGCCGUGCUUUUGUCGAACUUAAUUCCCGAAUUUAGUUCGGCACGGCAGAAGCACGACGUCUGAACUGGGCCUAAGAUGUUGUAUGCGAUUAUCAACUCUGAAAGUGGAUUUGCUUUACUAAUAAAUAUUGUUUUUUUCUUUUUUUUACUUUCUUAGUGAAAUUGAAGUGUUUUACAUGUUCAAGUUCAACAGAUAAUUCCUGCCACUAUGUAACAGCCAUUGCCGAUGCAGUUCGUUUGCCAGCAUUUAAUAGCUCUAAAAUGUUCUUUAUAGAAAUCGGCCUUUGAUGCGUAUCUUGUAUUGUAUGAGUGAAGAUCACAGGCAUAGCGAAAGCGUCGAUAAAAAAUAUCUGGCAAUUGCUUUUUACAGCUGAAAUCUAGAAAAAAUAUAUAUUUUAUUCCCUGAAAGCAUUUUUAUCAUUAAUGAUCGGGAUGAUUGAUAUAUCUUUCGCAUUAUAUUGGUGUUUUUACCCGUCUGAAGGGUAGACAUCUCGUCCUCUGCUUGUAACCUCCUUGAUGGCCUCACUAUUUUACCUUUUUUCCGUAAACAUUGCGCCUUACCGAUAAGCAGAGAUGUAAAUUAUCGAACCAAUUAAUGGAUUUUCCUUCGUGUUUAUCUAAUGAAAAAAUGUCCAGCGGAAAUUGCAGGAAAUGGUAUUUCUAGGCCCCUAAAUUAAAAAAAAAAAAAUUUGGAGGAGCAUGCUCCCUUCGGAGGUCCUUGCUUUCUGAACGUACAGUAUGUUGCCCAGUAUCCGGACACUUCAGUUUAACAUUGCAAUAACUUUCCUUUGUUGAUCGCAAGAGCUCUGAAAUUUGGCCCAGAGAAAAUCUAUUUAGUCCUUAAUAUGACAAGAGACAGUUUAGCUUUUUGGCCUCUGGUUCCAUCGCGAAAUUAACAUAUUUGCAGAGCUCCUAUGUUGCCCAGUAUCCGGACAGCUGGCCCAGUAUCCGGACACAACAAUAACAACGUAAUUGUACAUAAAUUUCGACAGGCAAACGACUUAAAAGCUUCUCUUGCACUUGCAAAGUAGUCUCGCAAUCGAUUCCAAAAAUAUAACCUUGCAUCGUGAAAUAAAACAUAACAAAUGACUGGGUAUGGUGGGGAACGCGAGCGGUUGUUUAAUAGCAUAAUUCUUACUUCCUUGUCUAGGAACUUUUUCACUGAUCAUGUAAGGAAGGCAUCCGUGGACAUGCCGAAGCCGCGGUUUGCUAGCUCAAUUACCCAAUCUGCAAACGAAUUUUUUUCUUCAUUUUUUAUUUUAAAAAAAAAGCUUGGCGAAGGGAACUCAAUGCGACGGUCAAAGGUCACUCUCCUAUUUAGUCUGACCUGCAGUGAUGAUUUCUUCAUGCUCAGUCCCUACAGACCCUACAAUAAGCCUGCUUUUCUAGCACUAAUUCCUCCUUCUUUCACAUCUCUCAAGCCCUUUGUGACAUUUUUCAGACCGUUGCAACCCCAUUCUAGCAGUCACAACUGGGGAAAGUAUGAGAAUUCCAGGUUCAACUCCGACGCUUUCGGUUAUAUAUAUAAGAUGCAGUCACGCGAAACAAGAGGCGUACCCGAAAUCAAGUCGCCUCGGAAUGAGUGAAGAAAAUUUCCGUACGGAGUUGAGUAGAAUUCCAUUUUACGACUACAUCAUAUAUCCUAAGCUUUAAUUAUAGUUAUAGAUAUGAAAUAAAUCUUAUCCGGAUAAUGUACACGGCUAAUUCAUCGAUUCUGUACAGCAAAGAAAAAACUGUCUGUCCGGAUACUGGGCACCUCCGUUAUUCCAAACAAAUCGAAUUUCAAGGAGAAUUAAUAAACUUUCUGAGAACCUGACUUCUUUAAGAACCUUCACGUUAAAUAUAAAACCGUUUCUUUUAAAAUAUGAGAUAUUACCAACCCUUUUGUGAGCAGCACUAAUUUUACUGCGCAGUAAACAGCGUAAAUAUUAGCCCUGAAAUGUUUAUUCACCUGAACAGAACGGCGUCUUCUGCGACUGUUUCGCAAGCUUACAACUUGCCAAAACCUUCAUCUUAAAGCCGAAAUGUUCAGCUUUCAUUCGAAAUACUUCGUUUACUGAUAACUGAAAAGGGCGCCUCAAAAAUUGAGUUUUUGUUUUAAGUGUCCGGAUACUGGUACCGUCCGGAUACUAGGCAACAUACUGAACACCUUCAAAACCUCAAGCUACACCCAUGGAAACGUGCAGAUGGUCAUGCUACUUCUAAUAAAAAAAAUUAAUGCACAAACAUGAAGGAUAAUGAGUCGCAGUGUAAGGAGAGUAGUGAUGCAAAUAAAGCCUUGCUGUGUGAUUGGUCCAAUUCAACAAUUCUCAACCAAAUAUUCCAAUAAUCUCACGUAGAGGGAAGGAUUCUUUAGAGGGUGAUUGAUCGACUAUCGACUGAUCAACCUAAGUCUUUCAGAGACGUCUUCCCGAACACCUUCUUUUGAAAGAAGCGGAAAAUUAUACAAUGUCCUCAUCUACAGCCCAGUGCCACGGUAAGCUGCAAACAAGUCCUCUUUGAAGAACGUCAUCGUUUUCUGAGAAGAGCCUCCAUCUUCUAUUUAAAGGUAUUCUUCUAGAAGCAUUUCCUUGCGUUGUAAGUAGCACAUUUUCCUAAAGGAAGUAAAAAAGAGUAUACACAAAUGAACAUAAACUUUGCAUGAGUUAACAUCCGAGUUAACGUAGAAAAAGAUGUGACCCUCCAGAGGAUUUUGAUGCUGAAGAUGAAAACUCGUUCACGACACGCUUCCACUCUAAAAACAAAAGAAACACGUCGCUUUAGCACGACAGCCAACUUGCCUCAUCAUCAAUUUCUUUUGUUUCAGAGGACACGCUUGAGACAAUUAAGCCUGAGCGGAAAAUUGCAGGAAAUGGUAUUUCUAGGCCCCUAAAUUUAAAAAAAAAAGUUUUGAAGGAGCAUGCUCCCUUCGGAGGUCCUUGCUUUCUGAACGUACAGUAGGUUGCCCAGUAUCCGGACACUUCAGUUUAACAUUGCAAUAACCUUCCUUUGUUGAUCGCAAGAGCUCUGAAAUUUGGCCCAGAGAAAAUCUGGUUAGUCCACUUGCUAAGUAGUCUCGCAAUCGAUUCCAAAAAUAUAACCUUGCAUCGUGAAAUAAAUCAUAACAAAUGACUGGUGUAUGGUGGGGAACGCGAGCGGUUGUUUAAUAGCAUAAUUCUUACUUCCUUGUCUAGGAACUUUUUAACUGAUCAUGUAAGGAAGGCAUCCGUGGACAUGCCGAAGCCGCGGUUUGCUAGCUCAAUUACCCAAUCUGCAAACGAAUUUUUUUCUUCAUUUUUUAUUUAAAAAAAAAAGCUUGGCGAAGGGAACUCAAUGCGACAGUCAAAGGUCACUCUCCUAUUUAGUCUGACCUGCAUAGUGUUGAUUUCUUCAUGUUCAGUCCCUACAGACCCUACAAUAAGCCUGCUUUUCUAGCACUAAUUCCUCCUUCUUUCACUUCUCUCAAGCCCUUUGUGACAUUUUUCAGACCGUUGCAACCCCAUUCUAGCAGUCACAACUGGGGAAAGUAUGAGAAUUCCAGGUUCAACUCCUACGCUUUCGGUUAUAUAUAUAAGAUGCAGUCACGCGAAACAAGAGGCGUACACGAAAUCAAGUCGCCUCGGAAUGACUGAAGAAAAUUUCCGUGCGGAGUUGAGUAGAAUUCCAUUUUACAACUAUAUCAUAUAUCCUAAGCUUUAAUUAUAGUUAUAGAUAUGAAAUAAAUCUUAUCCGGAUAAUGUACACGGCUAAUUCAUCGAUUCUGUACAGCAAAGAAAAAACUGUCUGUCCGGAUACUGGGCACCUCCGUUAUUCCAAACAAAUCGAAUUUCAAGGAGAAUUAAACAACUUUCUGAGAACCUGACUUCUUUAAGUAUCUUCACGUUAAAUAUAAAACCGUUUCUUUAAAAAUAUGUCAUAUUACCAACCCUUUUGUGAGCAGCACUAAUUUUACUGCGCAGUAAACAGCGUAAAUAUUAGCCCUGAAAUGUUUAUUCACCUGAACAGAACGGCGCCUUCUGCGACUGUUUCGCAAGCUUUCAACUUGCCAAAACCUUCAUCUUACAGCCGAAAUGUUCAGCUUUCAUUCGAAAUACUUCGUUUACUGAUAACUGAAAAGGGCGCCUCAAAAAUUGAGUUUUUUUUUUAAGUGUCCGGAUACUGGUACCGUCCGGAUACUAGGCAACAUACUGUACACCUUCAAAACCUCAAGCUACACCCAUGGAAACGUGCAAUAAUGAGUCGCAGUGUAAGGAGAGUAGUGAUGCAAAUAAAGCCUUGCUGUGUGAUUGGUCCAAUUCAACAAUUCUCAACCAAAUAUUCCAAUAAUCUCACGUAGAGGGAAGGAUUCUUUAGAGGGUGAUUGAUCGACUAUCGACUGAUCAACCUAAGUCUUUCAGAGACGUCUUCCCGAACACCUUCUUUUGAAAGAAGCGGAAAAUUAUACAAUGUCCUCAUCUACAGCCCAGUGCCACGGUAAGCUGCAAACAAGUCCUCUUUGAAGAACGUCAUCGUUUUCUGAGAAGAGCCUCCAUCUUCUAUUUAAAGGUAUUCUUCUAGAAGCAUUUCCUUGCGUUGUAAGUAGCACAUUUUCCUAAAGGAAGUAAAAAAGAGCAUACACAAAUGAACAUAAACUUUGCAUGAGUUAACAUCCGAGGUAACGUCGAAAAAGAUGUGACCCUCCAGAGGAUUUUGAUGCUGAAGAUGAAAACUCGUUCACGACACGCUUCCACUUUAAAAACAAAAGAAACCCGUCGCUUUAGCACGACAGCCAACUUGCCUCAUCAUCAAUUUCUUUUGUUUCAGAGGACACGCUUGAGACAAUUAAGCCUGAGCGGAAAAUUGCAGGAAAUGGUAUUUCUAGGCCCCUAAAUUAAAAAAAAAAAAAAAUUUGAAGGAGCAUGCUCCCUUCGGAGGUCCUUGCUUUCUGAACGUACAGUAUGUUGCCAAGUAUCCGGACACUUCAGUUUAACAUUGCAAUAACUUUCCUUUGUUGAUCGCAAGAGCUCUGAAAUUUGGCCCCGAGAAAUUCUAUUUAGUCCACUUGCUAAGUAGUCUCGCAAUCGAUUCCAAAAAUAUAACCUUGCAUCGUGAAAUAAAACGUAACAAAUGACUGGGGUAUGGUGGGGAACGCGAGCGGUUGUUUAAUAGCAUAAUUCUUACUUCCUUGUCUAGGAACUUUUUCACUGAUCAUGUAAGGAAGGCAUCCGUGGACAUGCCGAAGCCGCGGUUUGCUAGCUCAAUUACCCAAUCUGCAAACGAAUUUUUUUCUUCAUUUUUUAUUUAAAAAAAAAAGCUUGGCGAAGGGAACUCAAUGCGACAGUCAAUGGUCACUCACCUAUUUAGUCUGACCUGCAGCGUUGAUUUCUUCAUGCUCAGUCCCUACAGACCCUACAAUAAGCCUGCUUUUCUAGCACUAAUUCCUCCUUCUUUCACAUCUCUCAAGCCCUUUGUGACAUUUUUCAGACCGUUGCAACCCCAUUCUAGCAGUCACAACUGGGGAAAGUAUGAGAAUUCCAGGUUCAACUCCGACGCUUUCGGUUAUAUAUAUAAGAUGCAGUCAAACGAAACAAGAGGCGUACACGAAAUCAAGUCGCCUCGGAAUGAGUGAAGAAAAUUUCCGUACGGAGUUGAGUAGAAUUCCAUUUUACAACUAUAUCAUAUAUCCUAAGCUUUAAUUAUAGUUAUAGAUAUGAAAUAAAUCUUAUCCGGAUAAUGUACACGGCUAAUUCAUCGAUUCUGUACAGCAAAGAAAAAACUGUCUGUCCGGAUACUGGGCACCUCCGUUAUUCCAAACAAAUCGAAUUUCAAGAAGAAUUAAUAAACUUUCUGAGAACCUGAUUUCUUUAAGUAACUUCACGUUAAAUAUAAAACCGUUUCUUUUAAAAUAUGACAUAUUACCAACCCUUUUGUGAGCAGCACUAAUUUUACUGCGCAGUAAACAGCGUAAAUAUUAGCCCUGAAAUGUUUAUUCACCUGAACAGAACGGCGUCUUCUGCGACUGUUUUGCAAGCUUUCAACUUGCCAAAACCUUCAUCUUAAAGCCGAAAUGUUCAGCUUUCAUUCGAAAUACUUCGUUUACUGAUAACUGAAAAGAGCGCCUCAAAAAUUGAGUUUUUGUUUUAAGUGUCCGGAUACUUGUACCGUCCGGAUACUAGGCAACAUACUGUACACUUUCAAAACCUCAAGCUACACCCAUGGAAACGUGCAGAUGUUCAUGCUACUUCUAAUAAAAAAAUUAAUGCACAAACAUGAAGGAUAAUGAGUCGCAGUGUAAGUAGCGUAGUGAUGCAGAUAAAGCCUUGCUGUGUGAUUGGUCCAAUUCAACGAUUCUCAACCAAAUAUAUUCAAAUAAUCUCACGUCAGGGGCGGAUCCAGGAUCUUUUUUAGGAGGGGGUGCACUCGUCUCUUGCUCUACUUCAACACCAAUAAACCACAUAGUUUUUUUUUUUUUUUUGCAGAAUACCUGUUGUAUUAGAAAACCGCAGGUCAUCUCGGGGGGGGGGUGCGCACCCCCUGCACCCUCCCCUUAGAUCCGCCCCUGUCAUGUAGAGGGAAGGAGUCUUUAGAGGGUGAUUGAUCGACUAUCGACUGAUCAACCUAAGUCUUUCAGAGACGUCUUCCCGAACACCUUCUUUUGAAGGAAGCGGAAAAUUAUACAAUGUCCUCAUCUACAGCCCAGUGCCACGGUAAGCUGCAAACAAGUCCUCUUUGAACGACGUCAUCUUUUUCUGAGAAGAGCCUCCAUCUUCUUUUUAAAGGUAUUCUUCUAGAAGCAUUUCCUUGCGUUGUAAGUAGCACAUUUUCCUGAAGGAAGUAAAAAAGAGUAUACACAAAUGAACAUAAACUUUGCAUGAGUUAACAUCCGAGUCAACGUCGAAAAAGAUGUGACCCUCCAGAGGAUUUUGAUGCUGAAGGUGAAAACUUGUUCACGACACGCUUCCACUUUAAAAACAAAAGAAACCGACAGCCAACUUGCCUCAUCAUCAAUAAAUUUCUUUUGUUUCAGAGGACACGCUUGAGACAAUUAAGCCUGAGCGAGUAGAACAAAAGAGCUAUUAAAAAGAGCUAUUAAAGUUUUUAAACAACAGCUGCGUUGGAAGUAGCACAAUCACGCUUUCAGCAUGCGCAAAAGCACGCCAUGACACUCGGUUAUCUAAAGCCACAGUACUGCUCAGAGUCUCGACCCUUGAAUUACGAUUUGAGUUAAGAUUUUUGAAAAUUCAUCAGUCGAAAGGAUUUCGAGAAAACAAUUUAUUUCUUCGCAUGUACAGAAAUUCACACCGCCCGUCAGUGCUUUCAUGUUCGUGCACCUCUUACACUUUGACGAGUAAUUUAAGUUUCACUUUCAGCCGAAUUAAAAAAAGGGAAUGACUAAGGACAGGUUGCUUAUCUGAAAUUUUGCCCAAUUGUGUCUGUGUAGUUUUGUAUGAAUGACAUCUUGUCAAUUAUAAAAUAUGUUUGUUUUUGGUGCAUAACUUGCGUCAGGUCGUGUUAAUCGCGAUGGCGAAGGAGAAAUAUGAUCGUGACGUUUUUUAGUCGGGAAUAGUUGUCAAAAUGAUAAUGUUUGCGAGCCCUCCUAUAAUAAACGCAAAGAAUAUAACAUGGAUAAGGCUGAAUAGCUUAUAUAAUAAAUCUUCAAGCGUACCGUUCAAAACAAAACAUAAAACUCUGACUUCGAAAUAGUGUUUUGAAAAUACAAGUAAAUUUGCAUACGCAAUUUGAAACCUCUUGACUCUUCUACACGCAUUGCAACAUUUUGUACUAAUUAUAAACAGGGACUUUUUAUAAACCAAAACACGCACAAAAAAAAGCUUGAUAACCAUAGGUUUCUCUAAGACUAUUUCAUUGCAGGUCAUUUUCCGACGAGAUACCGUAAAAUUCCGAAAGUAAGUCCCUCCAAAUAUAAUUCCCCAAACCGGUAACGCAAAAAACCCUCCGGAAAAUAGCCCCUCCAAAUAUAAGCCCCUCGGGGGCUUGUACUUGGAUAAUUGCCCUCAAAUACUAAGUAAAACAAAGCAUAAACGGUAAACUUACUUCUAACUAUAAGGCUAGCCCAAUUGAUUUUGAAGCGCAAAUUUCCCUCAGUAGAUAAGCCCCUCCAAAAAUAAGCCCCUCAAAAAGGGCCUUUGAAAAAUAUAUGUCCCGGGGCUUACUUUCGGAAUUUUACGGUAUUUAAACUUGACUGUAGACAAACAGAACAGACUGAACAGACAUCUACAUCUACAUUUAUUAACUGACAACGCUUUCGCAUCAAGUCAAUAUAAGACAAGGGCUUGUUUGUUAACCUUUUACCAGCGACCAAACGUUUUUGUUUUCGUUUCAAAAGUGCCGAACAACGCAGGGAAAUUGGCUUCGUCACGUGCUAAUUCGCUUGUUGUAAUUUUGGGCUAAAAGUUUUAUCAGUUUACCGAAUUAUUCUGGUUCACAGAAUCAGUGAUCUAUGGUAAUGACUCUAUGUAUCCAUGGAGCAAAGUGUUAUGGUAUUCGUGUUCCCAAGUAUCGACAAGUAAUUUCCUGGUUUUACAUUGCGCAUCACCUAGUGCGCAUAACAUUGCGACAAAAGGUCGACGGUGGUUUUCACCUGUCGCCUUAAAAGAGGUAACAAAGGCCCCUUUUGAAGUCCAAAUGCUUUUAAUGGCGAUUUUGAUAACUCUACCCUGAUCAAAGUUGUUUGUCUUAAAACUCGCCACAGUGGCGAAAAAUGAUUAUUUGAAGCCGAAAUUGUCCUUUUAUAAUGUCAUUUUGCGCUGAAACGAAAACGAUGACCCCCCUUUUUUUAUUUGUGCUUUUUACUCACUAUGGCUACACAAAAGAUAUGUUUUAAGCGGAAAAAGAAUCUGGAUAGUAAAAGUUGUGUUUUUUUUUAGCUAUGAAUGAAGCCAAUUUCUUAGCCGUUAACAAAACCCGGAUCGGAUUGCUCGGAUCGGAUCGGACUGAUAUUCGCCUUAAAUUCAAAGUUACACUGAAAGUGAUUGCUUGUUGGUUGUUGUACGACUGCGAAGGACUCGGCUAAAGUAGAAAGGAGUGAAAAGGCUUCUUGUGGUGGCAUUUGGAGAGGUCAUUCGCUUAUUGAAAACGCGUGUUCGCUAUAGCUAUCGUACCUUGCUCAUUCCCGUGAUUUUCUUAAACGUCUCCUCCGAAAAGAAGUAUUCAAUUUAGGCUCAGUGAAAAACAAGGCCAAUUCAGAAGAGAGUAGAGAUGGAAAGAAACAACAAAAUCAGCGCAAUGAGAGAUACUCACAUCUCUCCCCGCCAUCUUCGAUUCGGGCGAUGUCACUUGACCAAGCCUCUUUUUGGAAAUUGGAAACGUAUGACGUUAUGCAACAUAAAAUUUCCCAGUGCAGUUCACAUUGAAAAUAAUUCUUUGCGAUGAUUUUCAAGCUGCUGGUGAAUUUUAAGCCUGGUGAUACAUGAGAAACGAUUUUUUAUAUUAGUAGGUAAACAUUCAAUGAGAGAAGACUUAUUAAUAAAUAUUUCGUUUCCAAAUUACAGGUUGUGGUUUUGUACUUUAUUCAACCCAUUUUCCUGUGGAGUUAAAGUGAAAACAAGAACGAUAAGCUCGAUAGCAACAUAUGAAUUAGCUCAACUGAUGCUGUUAUAGAACUUCAAGGUUUGCGUGUAAACGUCGAUCGAUCUACCAUGCGGAAAGUCUUACUUUCUGUUUUUGGCCUUCUCAUCAACAUGGUCUGCGUUUCUAGCAGCAGUCAUGUUUACGACUCCAUUUUCUGGAAUCCUCAGAAUCCUUUGUAAGUAAUGAUUUGUAGUGUGUGUUCAAGUAAAUAUUCUGCGACGAUUUAUACUGUCUGUCUCAUUUAUUAUAAACCCGACGUGAGUAUUGCCCAAGCUCUAAUUCAUAGGUUUCCUCCAGAACAGAACUAAUUCUCAACUCUGUAUUAAAGCAUGUUUACUUUGAUCUUCAACCAUUUCAAUUUUUCUCAAACGGAAAGUUCAUUCCGUGCUCUUGACUUUAUCAAGUUUAUUGAUUCCAUAUUCCUACAAAAGUGGCUUUUAUCAAGCUAAAUAAAAGGAUAUUAGAUAUUCGACAUUUACAAAAGUAGGAGUAACUGACAAGAAUAAUCCAUGUCUAAACCCGUUCACCUUGGGGCAAGCUAAAGCUUACAAAAUUGUUUAAAAAUCUGUCAUGAAGUGAUGUCUCAAACUUUAACAGAGAAGGGCGUGCACCCAAAAUUAAUAGAGAUCCUGCGGUAUUUUAUUAACCUCAAUCCCCCGGCUUUAAUAGAUUUUUGCCAAUCAAACUGUAGGUUAAGUGAAAUUUAACCUGAAAUCAAAUCUGACCUGUAACAUAACUGCUGCUGCGACUAAUAUGCAGAUAUUUUGAGAUGUGCGGUUAUGAUCUUGUGAAGAAUCCAGUCUGAGUACAAAAAAAAACUCUAACUUGUCAAAUAAUACAGCUAUAAACAGGUUUUGCCUUAAAAGCCUACAUUAUUUAACAGGAGCUGAAACAGAGCUAGAGCUUGUCCUUAGUAGUCUACUAUGUUGAAACUUAACCGUUUUGGUGGAUAGGUAAGGAUGGUUUAGGGAUAGUCUAUGACGUCACCCAUUGUUAUAACCUAGAGAAAAAGUGCCUUCCUCCACACUAAUUAAGUGCCUUCCUACAUAUACUGUAGAAUGAAGUGGAUAGGUUUACUAAUGAGCGUCUCUCUACUACAAUAGGCACAAUAGGCUUGUUCUGGCUUGUCCGUUAAGUAGCUUGAGCCCAGAUUUCAGACCGUCUAUUAAAAGGAAAAUAGGAAUAAAAGAAGCGAUCUCCUAGCAACGCAAGAAACGGCUUCCUAUAUCUUAUUUAGCGCUAAAACUAAGAUAUAUAAACAAAACACAUACAGAAAGUGAUUUUGAACAGUCUUUAUUUCAAUUUAGUUUACGUCGUCUUAUUUAGCGCUAAAACUCGGAUAUAUAAACAAAACACACGCACAUAUACACAAAGUGGAGCUGAAAACUCUCUAUUUCAAUUUUGUCUGACUAUUACAGAACCGUUAUCUCCUUUCUAUCUCGAGUCUCAGCGUUUCACGCGCCGUUAGUCAGGUAAUUAUGCGAGUCCACAAGCCCACCGUUGCAUACAAACUAGCUCUGCAGUAAAAAACCCAAGGGAGCAUCUUGACGUAUUAUUAUAAAAGCACACCCCUAAAAAGCAAUUAAUAACUUAACAAGGAUCAACUGAAACACGCGACUAAUAAUUGCUGGCAAUAAAACCAGACACGUUUCUUAAGACAAGAAAUCAACUUUAUGACCCUUAAUUAAAAUAAUUUCAAAAAGAUGUAAUUAAUAUAUUAAAGAUUCUAUUAAAAUAGUCAAAGAAGGCAAGCCAUCCUUUUACUUACCCCUCUCCCUUUUCGUUUUUAUUUCCCUCCUCCUCCUCCACAAUUUUAUUAUUUUCCCUCCUCAAUCUUGUUUUCUCUCCACCACCACCACCGCCACAUUUCUAUUGUUUUCCGAGUUUCCCUCCACCGCUACCACCACCGCCACAUACUGCAGCGAUACUGCGAUACCGUACCGUAUUGCAGAUUAUUAGUAAUACAUCUACAUGUUAACACAGAUUUUUCACUUCAAUAUUUUCAUAGAUUCAGAGACAAGAGCCAAAGUUGUAGCACAGGAUACAUGACUCUUAAAGUCCGACUGCAAUCUAAAGUCUUCUUCAUAUGUCCAAACACAGCCACUGUGUUAGAAAAAAGUUUAACAGCACCUCAAUCUGCAACCAUGUAUGAAAACCUUUGGAUUGCUUAUGACAGAAGUGUGUUUGACCAAUGUAAUACAUCAUUAAGCAAUACUAGCAAACUUUUAUUCAGUUGCAAUGAUCCAACAGCAUUGAAAUAUUUUCCUGUGGUAUUUGCCGAAUUUACAGCAGACCCAAAUUCGCUGAAGUUUAAAGAUGGAAAGAAGUAUUAUUUUAUUGGUAAGUGAUAGAAAGACAAUAUUACAGGACUGAGGGACCCAAAUUAUGGGCUGAAGUUUGUAGGGGGGAAGAAGUGUUAUUUUAGUGGUAAGUGAUGAAGAGUCUCAGUUACCUUAAGGUUUCCAUAGUGGUGACUCCCUGAGAGUUAAACGAACCAAGUUCUGUUUCUCUAUAUCACAUAAAAAAUUAACGUAUGAUCAGUGAUGUUGAGUUUUAUGUACUCAUCAGGUAAAAUUUUGAUGCCCAGUCCAACAUCAUUUGAGCCCCAGUCCAAACACCCAUGAUUUUACUGUAGUAUUUGUUUGAAAAUUCUUGUUAUUAUUAGUUACUUCUGGGCCUCGUUUAUAUAAGAUUGCUCUCUUGACUAACUUACUAACUAGGUUUUAUUACGCUACAUGUAUAUUACAUAAUAGGAUAUUCUUCAAAAUCAUCUCCAUGUUAAGUCAGCAAUUGUUUUAUAUGUUUCGUCAUUGUUUGUCUGUUGUAGGGACAUCUGAUGGCACACAGGCACACCUCAAUGACCUUAGUGGAGGUCACUGCAAUGACACAAAAAACGGAAUAUUUAUGAAAAGUGAAGUCUAUGUCUGCAAAAAAAGUAAUCUAACUUAUACAGGUAAUGUUCAAUUACUACAGUGUAAUUAA